Messenger RNA from Rhincodon typus (whale shark), 4659 nucleotides. RefSeq names its product protein mono-ADP-ribosyltransferase TIPARP-like. Bases 205 to 1974 code for a protein of 589 amino acids. The record is from RefSeq and is a predicted model, not a curated record. Gene Ontology annotation, molecular function: NAD+ poly-ADP-ribosyltransferase activity; metal ion binding. The transcript is spliced from 6 exons. NCBI's taxonomy places the organism in Eukaryota, Metazoa, Chordata, Chondrichthyes, Orectolobiformes, Rhincodontidae.
AAAACCGCUUGGAGGCCGAGACCAAGGCUCCAGGAAAGGGCUGAUCUUCCCCGGGCACCCAGCAAGAGGGACGGAGCAGGAGCUCCGGAGGAGGAGGAAGCCUAGCCCGGCUCCGACAGACAGACAGACAUACAGAGAAAGAGACUGUCCCAGUUCACCUGGAGAUCGGAGACAGACAGCAAGACAGGGUAUUUCCACGAGGCCAUGGCAGGACACACAGGAACAGUGGCCAGUGAUCCAUCGCCCGAUGCUGAUCGGGCCCAUGUUGAUCCCCUGGUCAAGAUCUCGCUGGUCAAGGCUCACCCAAUGGACCGUCUGAGGAGAAAGAAGGACAGCGAGAGACUUCUUCGAACUCUCAAGCACCUGAUCAAGAAGGAGCGAGUGAGCGUGGUGCAGCCGUCUCCCUUGGUGACCAGGACUGGUUCUCCACCGGGCCUAGCAAGCUUAGACAGCCUGGCUCCAGCCGCUAAGCCGCUGGACCUGCAGGCCACCACCAACCUCCUGGGACAGGCCUCAGCUGUGUCCCCCGGCUGGGAGCUCCCAUCCACCGAGGCUGUGGAGAUGGAACUGAGGGAGGCUGAGUCGCUGGGACGGAGGACUCCAAGCUGUGAGGCCCCAGCUUUCCCAGAGGACGAAAUGAGCCUGGACCAUCUCCUGGACGUCCUGACCCAGCUACAGUACCACACGCGCCAGGAAAACGGAGUGUCCAUCUGCUCCCGCUUCCUGGUGGGCUGUUGUCUUGAAGGUGACUGCUGUCCUUACCACCACACGGCCCUGCCCUAUCACUGGCAGAUGAGGAGGGCAGCCACCCAGCACUGGGAGAGUGUACAGGAAGAAGGUCAGGAGAUGCUGGAAAGGUUGUACUGUGACCCUGACAAAGAGAAGGUCACCCUUCGCUACAGGGAUCGGAGUUUCACUGCAGACUUUGACCAAAUGACCAUUCAGAACGAGACGUUUGACGAGUUAAGGCGGCUCAGCACCUCGGACAUUGACCCCUCUGACAUCUUCCGCACAACCUGGAGAUACUACUGGAGGGACACAUUCGAGUGGAAGGAAUACCCCCAGUCACUUGCCCAGUAUUUCGAGGAAGCCCUCCGACAAGGCUUUGUGGUGAGGUACUUCAUGAUUAACCAGAACCAGCGAUACAAGGUGGAUCUCAAUGCCAGAUACCAGCAGAACAUCACCUCAGGCACAAAGAGAACCAUCCGGAAGCGACCCCUCUUCCAAUCAAUCGUCACGCUCCUGCCCUACCUCAAGACAUUGUCUGGGUCAUUUGAGACAUGCCCCUCUGUGCCUGAGAGCCCCUCGCCAGCUGCUACCAAUUCUGACUGUGAGCAUAUGUACCCAGAGACCUGGAUCCCCAUGGAUCCCAAUGUGGACUUUAUCAAAGUGCCCAUGUCACUGGAUGACAAAGCGUACAGGGUGGUCUACAACCUAUUCCACAAGACCAUGCUGGAGACUAAAUUCGUCAUCUUGAGCAUAUUACGGGUGCAAAACCAGUUCCUUUGGGACAAGUACAUCAGGAAGAAGCAGUACAUGGCUCGCAAGAUGUCGGAACGGGAGAGGAUGCUGAACGAGAAGCAUUUGUUCCACGGGACCUCACAACUCUCUAUCGACGGCAUCUGCAAGCACAACUUUGAUCCACGGGUAUCGGGGCGACAUGCCACUCUCUAUGGCCAGGGCAGUUACUUUGCCCGGAAGUCCAGCUAUUCCCACAGAUACGCCCAGCGUUCCGAGGAAGGAGUCCAUUACAUGUUUCUAUCCAAGGUUCUGGUCGGCAGGCACACUGUUGGCAAGCCGGCUAUGCGGAGGCCUCCAGCUGUCAUCCCCAAUGACCCCAGCAGUGACCUCUUCAACUCCUGCGUGGACAGCACUUAUGACCCCCAGAUUUUUGUCCUGUUCGACAAUGACCAAUGUUUUCCUUACUUUGUGGUAAAGUACAAAGAAGUGGGGGACAGCAUCACCGUUAGAUGACGGGCAGUCACCUCCAUCUCUUCUCUGCAAUGAUGCCAGUAACAGACGCCAAUAGCAUCCCUCAGACCCGCCAUCUCGACCAUGUGGAAGGACAGGGACAAGCAGAUACAUGGAAGCGCCAGACUCUGCAAGUUCUCCUCUGAGCCCUCGCCAUCCUGACUUGGAUAUACAUCCUUCAGUGUUGCCGGGUCAAAAUCCUGGAACUCCCUCCAUAGUGAUUCUAUGGGGUGUCCCUACACUACACGGAUUGCAGCUGUUUAAGAAGGAAGCGGAGAACCACCUUCUCCAGGGCAACAAAGAUGGACAAUAAAUGCUAGCCAGCCAGUGACACCCACGUCCUGUGAAUAUUGAUUUUGUUUAAAAAUAAAAAGAGGGGUCGGUGAUGAGGAACUGUGUCUGUGACAAUGGAGAUGAACAAAGUGUUGAGGCAGCGCUCCCUCUGGAUUCUGAUGUACACGCACUAUUUUUCUGUUUCCAUCCCCGUCCCACCUCCUGGGCCUGAUUUCCUCCAAUUUGAUCCUUUGUUGCUGCCCCUUUACCCCUGACCCUGGCCACCCCGAAAUCCUGUUCAGUUUCUUCCUCUUCUUGAAGUCUUGCCCCAACCGACAUGAGAAGUGUUUUGUUUGUUUGGGGUCUUUUUGUCUCCAGCUUUCCUGCUCUUUCAAUCUCUUUGGGAACGGGAGGAGGUAAUUCAGCUGCUUGAGGCUUGCCCCUAAAUCCAGUGGGUCAUGAGGUGAUCUGCUGUUUGGAUCACUUGAUUUGUUGCAAUAGAUCUAAUGCUCCAUCUUAGCAACACAGGGAUCAGUAUCAAAGAUCUAGAUUGACUGUGUGGUCAUUCAACACCCUGAUAGUCAAUUAUCACAGGAGUUAGAAUAAACCAAUUGCAGUGAUCAAUUGAUGCAGGAAGGAUGUUUCCCCAAGCUGGGAGGAGGGGGUGGGGGAGGGUUUUGAAGCAGAGGACCCAGCCUCUAAAUAAAUGACUGAGCUGAGUAGGAAUCUCGUCAUUCAGGCGAUAAAUCUUAGGAAUUCUCCACUUCAGAUGCGGAGGCUCCAUCAUUGAGCAUGUUCCAAAUAGAGAUUGAUAGAUUUCUAGAUGUUAAUGCUAUCAAGGGAUACUGCAAGAAAAUGGUGCUGAGGAAGGUCAGCCAUAAUUGUGUUGAAUAGCACAGCAAGCUUGAUGGGGUUGAUGGCCUGUUCCUCUUUCCUGUGAUCCUCUCUCGAUCAGAGGCUACAACAGAACCAGGCUAGAGGUGAGGAAACCCCCAUGAUAGAGAGAAUGGAGUGAGCUAUUCCCUCUGAAACAUGCCAUCGUCACUACAUUGCAUCUCAAACACGUCCACCAUUGCACUAACCCAACGUUGUUUUGGUUGAAGGAAUACUGUUUCCCCUUAACAGACUUGCCGUUUGGAUUGAUUGGACAGUUAGCCACCCAAAGUGAACUCAGUGUUUCAUCCUCCCGCAGCUGAGACACGCUGGCUCUGUGCCAUGAGGCUGAAAUGCUGUCUCCGUUGCUGGAGGUGUCAAAGCAGGUUUGGCAAGUACAGUGCAGAGAGGUGUGGGAGGGCAGUGUCUGCGCUUUCUGGACUUGCACAAUGUCUCCUCCCACCCCCAAAACACAGUGAACCCCCUUAUAACCUCCACCCCGCCCCAGACCUGGCAGCAGGAUCAUCUACAAAGCAGAUUUCUGCACAGGGAAAUCCCAGGACAGGCCCGUUCUGGAGUUGUCCUCCCAUGGGACCUGUUGGCAACUUCCCUCAGAUGAGAAAUCAGCAGCUGUGGUGGUUUCCCAUUUCCAGGACAUGAACAGGGAUCGGACCAGCUAUCCCGGCUGCUGAUUAGAGCAUCUCACUGGAUAUUCCCUGUUUGGGGUCAAAAUCCCAGUCAGAGUCAGGGCCUUUCAGAGCAGGAGGUCUUAUUCUUGAGGAAGAUGUGUUUUCUUUGGCUACUCCAGUAAUCCAUCUGUCACAGCAAUUAUUGAGUCUUAUAGAAGGAGACCAUUCUGAUCAUCAAGCCUGUGCCAGCUCUUUGCUAAAGAGCUUUCUGAUCACUCCGAACCUCUACACCAUGCUUUCCCCACAGCUGUGUCCUUAUUUCUCCGACAUCCCCCCCUUUUUGAAAGCUACUGUUGAAUGUGCUUCCUCUGUGUGAGGUGAAUGUUUCAAAGACAGCCUAGACAUGAUACAAACCAGUGUGCAGCUCACAAUCCAGUUCAGGGAAGGGAGCUGGGGAGAGGCAGAGCAAGCGGGGAGAGACAGAAGGAGCAAGACAGAGAGAGAGAUAACAGAGGGCAAGAACAACAGAUGCAGAGAGAGCAAGAGACGGCCAUCACUGUCUCCUGAUGCACUAUCAUCAGAGGCACAUGUAAGGAGGGGUCACUUUGGAAGGUUCUUGAUGCAACUGAAGGGGUUAAACCUGGUUUCCACAAUAAGUCUGCGGUAACUGGGCAAGGAAUUAUUGAAGGUUGAAGGAGGCCUUUCAGUCUGUAAAGCCUGUGCUAGAUCUUUGGUGAAGAUCAGUCUUGCUUUGAUCAGAACUACCAGUUGUAGGUACGGUACUGGAUGCACGCAAGAAUUUAGAUUUUAUUUAUUCUGGUGUCUUUGUUCAUAAAACAAAAGAAUGCAAGAAAUCCAAUGUAAUUUUUUUUAAAAAUAGCGUUGUAAAUAAAGCUCUGUUUGAUUGACUAAA